Molecule: messenger RNA, 1096 nt
Organism: Cuculus canorus (common cuckoo)
Lineage: Eukaryota; Metazoa; Chordata; Aves; Cuculiformes; Cuculidae
Gene: CFP
Product: complement factor properdin
Exons: 7
Coding region: 139-1014 (291 amino acids)
Source: RefSeq, a predicted model, not a curated record
GCGUGGUCGGGGUGGGGGCCCUGGUCCCCCUGCUCGGUCACGUGCGGCAGCGGCAGCCAAUGGCGAGGCCGCACCUGCUCCGACCCCGCCCCCCGCUGCGGGGGGGGCUGCGGCGAGGGCCCCGAACGAGAGACCCGGAUGUGUACCGCCCCCCUGGUCGCGUGCCCAGUGGGGGGCUCCUGGGGGCCGUGGGGGCCCUGGAGCAGCUGCUCCCGGAGCUGCCGCACCGCGGGGGCUCCCGAUCCGGAGCGAAUCCGGAGUCGGAGCUGCGAUUCGCCCCCCCCCUCGGAGGAGCCGCCGGGAGCCCCGUGCGGGGGGAACGGCUCCGAGCGGCAGAGCUGCCCGGGAGUGGUGCCCUGCCCCGUGGACGGCUCGUGGGGCUCCUGGGCCCCCGCCUCCCCCUGCCCGGUCACGUGCGGGCUGGGAGCGGUCACGUGGGUGCGCGCGUGCGACUCCCCCGCCCCCCAGCAUGGCGGCCGCGGUUGCUAUGGCAACGGCACCAGGCGCGAGCUCUGCGGGCCGCACGGGCCCUGCCCGGAUGUGCCGCGCUGGUCACCGUGGGGCGCGUGGUCCCCCUGCGUGCGGCCGCUAUGGGGCCAGCUGAGCUGCCAGGAGGCCGUGGGGCAGCAGCGGCGCACACGGGAAUGUGUGGGGCGCCGGCCAGGGGGGCCGCCCUGCCCCACGGAUGAGGACGGUGGCACCAUCCAGGUCCACGCCUGCUACAACAUCCAGCACUGCCUGCUGGAGGGGAACUGGUCGGACUGGAGCUCCUGGAGCCUCUGCACCCCCCCGUGUGGGGCCAGCCCCACACGCAGCCGCACGCGCGAGUGCCAACCCGUCUACCCCGACUACCCGCUGUGGGUGACCCCGGUGGGCUCCAGCACCCCAUCUCGAGUGCGUUUCUGGGGGUCCCCCCGGCCGCGGUGCCCCCCCCUGGACGGGCAGAGACUGCGCCUGGAGGAGAAACAGCCCUGCGAGGGGGGGAGGGGCUGCCCCGCGCCCCACGAGGACUGAGCCCCCCCCGAUGACGUCACAGCGCCCCAAACCCGCUGGAUUCACCCCAGAAGCUUCUCAAUAAACGCCCUUCUCUCCCCCC